Haliaeetus leucocephalus (bald eagle) is the source of this 1374-nucleotide messenger RNA. RefSeq lists its product as uncharacterized. The coding region runs from base 193 to 1374 and encodes 393 amino acids. The record is from RefSeq and is a predicted model, not a curated record. The transcript is spliced from 9 exons. Lineage: Eukaryota; Metazoa; Chordata; Aves; Accipitriformes; Accipitridae.
GAACUAUGGGAAACACUGGGAUGAAAUAAACAACAAGAAGAAACUGCUGAUCAGCCAAGCAUUUAAGAACAGUUCCAGUUCAUCUCUAGUCAACUAUUUCAUGGAGGUGGAUUGAAUAUAGACACCCCAUGGCUAUAUCUGUAUGCAGCUCACAAACUACAUCAGCCUCACCAUUCUACUUAUUUAUUGACUAUGGAGCUGACAACUGGAAAAGCUCUCUCCAUUAAGAAUCUCUUAGUGGAACUAUUCUAUAAAGAUCAAGGCAAUGAAAAGGAAGGGAAAGUUCACAUUUACACACCAGCUACCACGUACCUGCAGGCAUCCACAUUUAAUCAUCUUGGGAGGAAUGUUCUGCAUAGCUAUAGUGAAAUGAUAUCUCUGUGGAAUCAGCUUGUGAAGAAUGAGAUUCAUCUGGAGAAUAAUGAACGAGCCAAAUUUCUCUGCUUUAAGAUAAAGAGUACAAAACAGGAAUUUAACUUCACAGCCAGCUAUCAGAAUCUGCCAAUGCCUAAGAAGACAAACUUUUCUGUGAGGACUGUAUGGAGAGAUUAUAAAAGUCUUCCUGUCAUGCUGCAGUUUGAAGGUCAGAUAGAAGAGCUGAAGAAGGAGAAGAUGCUCUAUCAAAAAUGUGGAACCCUCCAUUUCAGGCAUCCUUUUAAAGUGCCCAUUCUGCAGAGCUUCCUUCUGCAGGAAACGUUUACUGUUGACAAAAAGCAAAAGCACUAUUUCUUGGAAACAAAAGUUUUGAUAAAUGGAGUGGAGGAAACAGUUCAAACUCUUAGACUUGGUUACCAACCUGAAAACCCCUAUAUUUGUGCUGGCAUAACUCAUCCUUAUAACUACAGGUUGUUCCCCAAAGAUGUUGAAAUAUGCAUUUUAACUCAAAGUCACCAAAAUGUGAAGCAUGAGCUUGAGACUACUUUGAAGGUCAAUAAGGAAGAUGUUCUCAGCUUUCUAGGGGGAUAUCAGGACAAAUCCAGUGAGGCAGAUUUUAGACAUCUUUUACACAUGGAUGUGACACAUUCAUUCCAGCUUGAGUUUCCACAAGCAGUGGGCCUAAGUGGGGAGCUGUUUUCCAGGCAGACUAAACUGGAACACUUUGACUACAGUGUGAGUGUAAAAGCCAUCAUCAACAAGAACAUGUCUUCACAGGCCCAGGCAGCCCUAAAGAGUUAUGGUGAGAGCAAUUUCAAUGGCUCUCUUUAUCUUCAUUCCAAUGGAAGAGACAUGCUGAUGCUGGAGGUUGAUAUGAACAAUGAAAACAGAAAGAAUGCCAGAGUUGUCGAAUUGAGGGCUUUCCUCCAUCAGACAAUCCUGACAAACCCAGAAUCAGUACAGUUCCAGCUCAUGGGCAAAAUAUUUCCAUCAAGGUAG